Penicillium malachiteum is the source of this 954-nucleotide messenger RNA. It is a transcript of the gene pmp47, whose product is annotated as putative peroxisomal membrane protein Pmp47. The transcript is spliced from 3 exons. The record is from RefSeq and is a predicted model, not a curated record. Bases 1 to 954 code for a protein of 317 amino acids. Gene Ontology annotation, molecular function: ADP transmembrane transporter activity; FAD transmembrane transporter activity; coenzyme A transmembrane transporter activity. NCBI's taxonomy places the organism in Eukaryota, Fungi, Ascomycota, Eurotiomycetes, Eurotiales, Aspergillaceae. Gene Ontology annotation, cellular component: peroxisomal membrane.
AUGUCCGAACGUCCUCAACAGAAGCCGAGCACCUCAGUGGCUCUCCAGCAAAGUGAUAACAUCGCGCACGCGCUGGCCGGUGCUGGAGGCGGCAUGUUGUCGAUGGUCAUGACAUACCCUCUAAUCACUCUCUCCACAAGAGCACAAGUCGAGUCGAAGCGUGCACACUCCACCACCCUCGAUGCCGUCCGUCGAAUCGUCCAACGAGAAGGUAUCUCCGGCCUUUACUCGGGUCUGGAAUCCGCUUUGUUUGGAAUCAGCGUCACCAACUUUGUUUAUUACUACUGGUACGAGUGGACGCGCGCAGCUUUUGAGAAAGCAGCUAUCCAAGCUGGUCGAUCGUCCAAGAAGCUCACCACGGUCGAGUCUAUGAUUGCGGGCGCGAUUGCAGGUAGUGCUACCGUGUUGAUCACAAAUCCUAUUUGGGUGAUCAACACCCGUAUGACAGCUCGCAAGUCUGAGUCGGAAGAAUCCUUGCCUGGGGCACCAAAGACCAAGGCAUCGACCCUUAGCACCUUGAUGGAGUUGCUGAAGAAGGACGGACCCAAGGGUCUAUUCGCUGGUGUGCUCCCGGCAUUGAUCUUGGUCAUUAACCCUAUUCUUCAGUACACUAUUUUUGAGCAGCUUAAGAAUGUGGUCGAGCGUCGUCGUCGAAUGACUCCUAAGGAUGCAUUCUAUUUGGGUGCUCUUGGUAAGAUUCUGGCCACCAGCAUCACUUAUCCUUAUAUCACGAUCAAGAGUCGGAUGCAUGUGGCCAGCAAGGAUGGUCCUAAGGAGAGUUUGAAUGGAACUCUUAAGCGGAUUAUCCAAGAAGAGGGAUGGAAGGGGUUGUAUAAGGGCAUCGGUCCCAAGGUCACCCAGAGUGCCAUUACAGCCGCAUUCCUCUUUGCCUUUAAGGAUGUCUUGUAUGAUGCCAUGGUGAAGCUGCGAAAGAGACGUGCUAUCCGUCAGUAG